Messenger RNA from Leptidea sinapis, 1233 nucleotides. RefSeq names its product cyclin-dependent kinase 2-like (gene Cdk2). Bases 117 to 1040 code for a protein of 307 amino acids. The record is from RefSeq and is a predicted model, not a curated record. Gene Ontology annotation, cellular component: cyclin-dependent protein kinase holoenzyme complex; cytoplasm; nucleus. NCBI's taxonomy places the organism in Eukaryota, Metazoa, Arthropoda, Insecta, Lepidoptera, Pieridae. The transcript is spliced from 4 exons. Gene Ontology annotation, molecular function: cyclin binding; cyclin-dependent protein serine/threonine kinase activity; ATP binding. Gene Ontology annotation, biological process: signal transduction; regulation of G2/M transition of mitotic cell cycle; G1/S transition of mitotic cell cycle.
CACUGGCAUUCGGGCUUCAGCUUAUUUUCAAUUUUGUAAUUUGUUGGAUGGGAUGCAUGGGAUGGCUGUGAAGUAUGACUGAAUGAUUUUUAUUAUUGAUAUGAAGAAAAUUUACAAUGGAGAACUUUUCUAAUGUUGAGAAAAUUGGCGAGGGCACUUAUGGUGUAGUGUAUAAGGCAAGAGAUAUACUUACUGGAAAUGAAAUAGCUUUGAAAAAAAUCAAACUAGAAAACGAACCUGAAGGUGUCCCUUCAACGGCAUUGAGAGAAAUAUCAGUACUUAGAGAUUUAAAGCAUCCUUCUGUUGUACAACUCUUAGAUGUGCUCUUAGCAGACUCAAAAUUGUUUCUCGUUUUUGAAUUUAUGCACAUGGAUCUGAAAAAACUAAUGGACUUGACAAAGGGGCCACUACAUCUUGAUGUAGUAAAGGGCUACCUGCGGCAGCUGGUGGAUGGCAUCGCUUAUUGCCACUCCAAGCGCGUGCUGCACCGCGACCUCAAGCCGCAGAACUUGCUGGUGGACGCAGAGGGCCGCAUCAAACUCGCGGACUUUGGCCUCGCGCGCGCCUUCGGUAUCCCCGUGCGUGCCUACACGCACGAGGUGGUGACGCUGUGGUACCGCGCGCCCGAGAUCCUGCUCGGAGCGCGCUUCUACUCCACCGCUGUCGACAUCUGGAGCCUGGCCUGCAUCUACGCCGAAAUGGCCAGCGGGCGCACGCUGUUUCCGGGCGACAGUGAAAUAGACCAGUUGUUCCGUGUUUUCCGCGCUCUGGGCACGCCCGGCGGCGGCGACGGCGUGUGGCCCGCGGCGCGUGCGCUUCCCGACUUCCGCGCCGCCUUCCCGCGAUGGCCGUGCCGAGACGCGCGCCUGCUGCUGCCCGCGGCCGCACGCGCCGUGCCACACGCAGCCGACCUGUUCCAGGCCAUGCUGCGCUACGAGCCCAGUGAGCGGCUGUCCGCGCGCGCCGCGCUGGCGCACCCCUACCUGGAGGACGCACGCUGCGUGCCGCCCACCUUGCCCACGGCCCCGCCACAUAACUGACACCACGGCGCCGACCUGUUCAAGGCCAUGCUGCGCUAUGAGCGCACACAGCGGCUGUUCGUGCGCGCCGCGCUGGCUCACUCUUACCUAUAGGCCCCGCCCACUAAUGACGCGCGCCGCCUUCCCACGGCGACAACCUAUUCCAGCCGCGACCUAAUGUACAUUGAACUCUAAAUAAACUUAACAAUACUCA